CGACUAGUAUGUCACGGCACAGCCGGUUUGUUGGCCUCUGAAAUCGGGUCCAUUGCUUAGGGCUCCCGAGGAUGGAGGCUUUUCCCCGCAUGGUAUUUAAGGGUCUUCGCGUCUGGGGUACGUUUUGUUUUUUUCUGAGAAGGAGUUUACGGUCUCUGCACAAGGGGCACCACAGCAAUGCAGUCUAAGAUUCUGGCUACCUUGCUGCCUCUGCUACUGCAGCUUUCGCCUGUCGAUUGCGCCAGUAGCAGUGGGCGUAUUACUCGCGCUAUCGAAAGAAACACUGGACAUCUCGAAUCCAAUGCUUCUAGUAUCUACCAAACAAAGUUCCCCGGGGUGACGUGGGACGAAGAUAACUGGCUGCUUACGACCACAGUCCUGGACCAAGGUCACUACCAAUCCCGCGGUUCCGUCGCAAACGGUUAUUUCGGUAUCAACGUUGCCAGCGUUGGUCCGUUCUUCGAACUUGAUGUUCCGGUUAGCGGCGACGUGAUCAGUGGCUGGCCUUUGUUCUCUAGGCGUCAGAGCUUUGCUACCAUCGCCGGCUUCCUUGACUCUGAACCAUCGCUCGAUGAAUCCAACUUUCCCUGGUUGUAUCAAUAUGGAGGCGACAGCGUCGUUAGUGGUGUCCCGCACUGGAGUGGCCUCGUUCUCGACUUGGGAGACGGUACUUAUCUCGAUUCCACGGUGGACAGCGAGACCAUCACCGACUUCCGCUCUACCUAUGACUUCAAGGCUGGUGUUCUGUCGUGGUCGUACAAAUGGACCCCUGAAGGCAAGGGUUCGUUCGAUAUCACAUAUCGACUGCUCAACCACAAGUUGAACGUCAACCAGGCCGUGGUCGACAUGGAAGUCAUUCCGUCUGUCGACUCCAACGCGACUGUUGUAAACGUGGUUGAUGGCUACUCGGCUGUGCGUACGGACUUUGUGGAAUCAGGCCAGGAUGACGGUGCGAUCUUCUCCGCUGUGCGUCCUUGGGGCAUUUCGAAUGUCACGGCCUAUGUCUACGCGAACCUCACCGGCUCCGCUGGUGUCGAUUUGUCAUCUCGCCAGCUUGUCACGGAUAAGCCGUAUGUCAGCGCCAAUGCAUCUUCCAUCGCUCAGUCGGUCGAUGUGCAGUUCAAGGCAAAUGAGAGAAUGCGCGUUACCAAGUUUGUCGGUGCUGCCUCGACAGAUGCAUUUGAGGACCCUCAGCAGAUUGCCAAGCAGGUUGCUUCGAAGGCGUUGUCGAAUGGUUACCUCAAGUCGCUAGUCUCUCAUGUCUCCGAAUGGGCCAAGGUGAUGCCAGAAAACUCCGUUGACCACUUUAUCGACCCAAAGACCGGCCGCUUGCCCUCUGAUCAACAUAUUAUCGACUCGGCUAUCGUCGCGGUGACGAACACAUACUACCUCCUGCAGAACACUGCCAGCAAGAAUGCCAUCAAGGCUGCUUCGGGAGCUCCUAUCAACGUGGAAAGUAUCCCGGUUGGCGGUCUCACUUCUGAUUCAUACGCUGGCCAGAUCUUCUGGGACGCUGAUGUCUGGAUGCAACCCGGACUUGUCCUUUCGCACCCCGAAGCUGCUCAGAGGGUUACAAACUACCGCGUGAAGCAGUAUCCUCAGGCAAUGGCUAAUGUCCAGACCAAAUAUGCCGGUUCGAAGAAUCAGACUUACUUUGAUUCUUCUGCGGCGAUCUAUCCUUGGGCUAGUGGCAGGUUCGGUAACUGUACGGCCACUGGACCGUGUUGGGACUAUCAGUACCACUUGAAUGGGGAUAUUGGUCUGUCCAUGAUGUACGAAUGGGUUGCAAGUGGCGAUACGAAGCACUUCCGUGAGAAGCACUUUCCUAUUUAUGACUCGGUUGCGACUUUAUAUUCGAACUUGCUGGAGCGUAAUGGAUCCUCCUGGACCAUCAGGAACAUGACUGAUCCAGAUGAGUAUGCCAACAUGGUCGAUGCUGGUGGAUUUACAUUGCCUUUGAUCGCUGAGACUUUGAAUUAUGUCAACUUCUUCCGCGAGCAAUUUGGCGUCGAACCUAACGAAACCUGGGCCGAAAUGGUGGAUAAUGUUCAAUUGCUUCGGCAAAACGGGGUGACUCUUGAAUUCAACACGAUGAAUGGAAGUGCUAUGGUCAAGCAGGCUGAUGUGGUUCUCAACACGUAUCCGUUGGGCUACACUGACAACUACACCGCUGAAAAUUCGUUGAAUGACUUGGACUACUACGCCAACAAGCAAUCGCCCGAUGGCCCUGCCAUGACAUGGGCUAUAUUCUCGGUUGUCGCCAAUGAAGUUUCGCCUUCCGGUUGUGCUGGAUACACAUAUGGACAGUAUUCCUAUGAACCAUACGUUCGGGCUCCAUUCUAUCAGCUCUCUGAGCAGCUGAUCGACGAUACCAGCAUUAACGGCGGCACUCACCCGGCUUAUCCCUUCCUGACCGGACAUGGUGGUGCGAACCAGGUCGUUCUGUCUGGAUACCUGGGUCUACGGAUGCGCCCUGACAACUCUAUUCAUAUCGAUCCUAACCUGCCCCCGCAACUUCCUCAUGUCACUUACCGUACCUUCUACUGGCGAGGAUGGCCCAUCUCGGCAAGCUCCAACUACACCCACACGACCCUCAGCCGUGCUUCGAAUGCUGCUGUUCUUGACACAGCGGAAGCUCGUUUUGCCAACAAGACUAUUCCGGUCCACGUUGGGUCGUUUUCUAACAGCACGGUCUACAAGCUGUCUGUGACAGGGUCGUUGACGAUUCCUAACCGGAAGAUCGGAUCCAAGAACACCGUUGCCGGCAACCUUGCUCAAUGUCGCCCAGUUGUGUCACACGAUGCAUUCGAGCCAGGCCAGUUCCCUAUUUCCGUUGUUGAUGGCGCCACAUCUACCAAGUGGCAGCCUUCCUCCGCCAACCUGAGCGCGGUGACUGUCUCGUUUGCCAAGUCUGGUGCCCAGUCCGCGGUUUCUGGUUUCUACUUUGACUGGCACCAGUCGCCUCCAGUCAAUGCAACGGUGAUCUUCCACAAUCAGACCAUCGAAGAUCCGGUUUCGGCUCUUGAUAGCGGCGAUAUCGAGGUCGUCGCCGUAUUGACCAAUAUCAAGCAAUCGAAGCCAUACGAUCCGGAGACAGUCAACCUGGAUGAAAUCAUGUUGCCCGAAAGCAAUACCACCAGGAUUGAUCUGUCUGGACCCGUUCCGGCGGCACGCUAUGCCACUCUACUCAUUUCUGGUAACCAAGCGGCCCCUGAUGCGGAGGAUGGCGUCGGCGCUACCGUGGCUGAAUGGGCUAUUCUUGCUGAUGGCCAUAAGUCUUCUGAAUCUUCCGACGACAAAGAUAAGAGGAAAAUCAGUAUGAGGGACGCUGCUGCUUUGUCGAGUGGGGGUUUUGCGGGGCGGAGGCAAGUCGGCCGGGGUUAG
Aspergillus glaucus CBS 516.65 is the source of this 3384-nucleotide messenger RNA. It is a transcript of the gene treA, whose product is annotated as alpha,alpha-trehalase treA. Gene Ontology annotation, molecular function: carbohydrate binding; alpha,alpha-trehalase activity. Gene Ontology annotation, biological process: trehalose catabolic process. Lineage: Eukaryota; Fungi; Ascomycota; Eurotiomycetes; Eurotiales; Aspergillaceae. The transcript has 2 exons. The record is from RefSeq and is a predicted model, not a curated record. Bases 178 to 3384 code for a protein of 1068 amino acids. Gene Ontology annotation, cellular component: fungal-type cell wall.